AUGUCAGCUCCAGACCACAUCGCCAUCUCCCUGACAUCGCUUCCCGAGAGGGACACGAUGUUCACCCUGACAACACGCUCCAUUACCUUCCUCUCGAUCAACAACCCACAAGUCCGCCUCAAGGCCAUCGAGGCAGUCUUCGCCCCCGACGCUGUCUGGUUUGACUCGGAUGGCAGUGCGCACCACGGCCACGACGGCGUGCUUGCGCACUCGACCAUCGUGAUGAACCAGCAGGAUGGUACCGUCCACAGCCCCGCCGAAGACAUCAAGGUAUGCCAGAACAUGGCUACGUCGCGCUGGAGGGUCGUGCCAGAAGGGACUGAGGGGGACCCCAGGCAGGCGCCGUCUCAACUGGGUGGCAAUGUCAUUGUUGCGGAGGGCGCCAAGAUCAAGGUCUUGUGGUCGUAUCUCGACAAUUUCCAGCCACCGCUGAGGCCUUCGCCUGAAGGCUAG
Verticillium nonalfalfae is the source of this 453-nucleotide messenger RNA. RefSeq lists its product as uncharacterized. The record is from RefSeq and is a predicted model, not a curated record. NCBI's taxonomy places the organism in Eukaryota, Fungi, Ascomycota, Sordariomycetes, Glomerellales, Plectosphaerellaceae. The transcript has a single exon. The coding region runs from base 1 to 453 and encodes 150 amino acids.